CGCAAAGGCCGUGGCACGCUGUUAGCAACGCGCCGCUUUUCCUCUUGGCACAAAGCCCUCAUUUUUCAUUUCGCCGCUCACCAACGAUGCGUCUCUUCUCGCUUCUCGCGCUGGCGGCGGCCGUCGCGGCCGUCUGCCCCGACCCGGAGCUCAAGUCGCAGUCGCCGAUCGACUUUCCCAAGCUGGACGCGACGCGCAACGUGAAGAACGUGACCAUGUCGUUCACCAAUGCUGCCGACGGCGUCAUGGCCAACGAAGGCGAGACCAUCAAGGUGUUUUGGGACGGCGGCAAGGAAGCGUCAUUUGCACUCAACGCCAAGCCGUACAAGACGGCGCAAUUCCACUUCCACGCGCCCAGUGAGCACACGGUGCGCGGGUACCAGUACCCGUUCGAGAUGCACAUGGUGCAUCAAGCGGCCGACAAGUCGCUCGCGGUCAUUGGUGUCCUCUUCAAGAUUGACAACAAGGCGCCCGAGAACGCGUUUUUGAAGAGUCUUUGGCCGUCGAUCAAGGACCUUGGGGACGUGGGGUCGAACGUGACGGUCAAGAACGUCAACGCAGCGCCGCUCCGGCUCUCGUCGACCUCGAGCGUGUACCGGUACUCGGGGUCGCUCACGACGCCGCCGUACACGGAGGGUGUCGAGUGGGCGGUGGUCAAGACCGUGCAAACAAUGACGCAAGCGCAGUUUGACACGUACAAGCACAAGAUUCACGAAGACAGCGCGCGCCCGGUCCAGCCGCUCUACGGCCGCAAAAUCACGCUCUUGGAGUCGCCUUAAACCUAAUAUGUACGAUUUUGAUUCCCUA
Saprolegnia diclina VS20 is the source of this 807-nucleotide messenger RNA. RefSeq lists its product as hypothetical. Lineage: Eukaryota; Oomycota; Saprolegniomycetes; Saprolegniales; Saprolegniaceae. Gene Ontology annotation, molecular function: zinc ion binding; carbonate dehydratase activity. Bases 87 to 779 code for a protein of 230 amino acids. The record is from RefSeq and is a predicted model, not a curated record. The transcript has a single exon.